Geodia barretti is the source of this 510-nucleotide messenger RNA. Lineage: Eukaryota; Metazoa; Porifera; Demospongiae; Tetractinellida; Geodiidae. The record is from the annotation of a GenBank genome assembly.
AUGAUCGACGCUCCGGCGAACCCACCACUCGUGUCCGAAGAGGCCUACGGCCAGGCUCUUCGGGUUGCCCUCCGCUACGUCAGCUUCAAGCCCAGAACGGUGGCGGAGGUGCGCCGGCGCGUCGGCCGUGACUUCGACCAACCCGCCGUGGAGCAGGUGCUCGCCUCCCUCAAGCGCUACUGCUACCUGGACGACGUCGAGUUCGCCAGCCAAUGGCGCAACAGCCGCGACCGCCGCAAACCACGCGGGUCCUCGCUCAUCCGUCGCGAGCUUCGCGCCAAGGGCGUCGCGGAACCCAUCAUCGACGAUGCGUUGGUUGGCCUCGACGAGACUGACGCCGCCUACCGUGCCGGAGAACGGCGCGCUCAGCGAUGGCUUUCCGGCGGCUCGAUGCCCUACGCGAACUUUCACCGCAAGAUGUGGGACUACCUGCAGCGUCGCGGCUUCCCCUCUGGCGUGACCCGGGACACCGUCCGCCGCCUCUGGGCGGAAAAUACCGCAACGGACUGA